This is a messenger RNA of Triticum turgidum subsp. durum (durum wheat), 660 nucleotides long. Lineage: Eukaryota; Viridiplantae; Streptophyta; Magnoliopsida; Poales; Poaceae. The record is from the annotation of a GenBank genome assembly.
AUGGCCGGCGGCGUCAUGAUGAACACGGCUGGUGGAAAGCCAUACCCUGGCAAGCUCACUCUAUACGUCGUCUUCACAUGCGUCGUCGCCUCCACGGGCGGCCUCAUCUUUGGCUAUGACAUCGGCAUCUCAGGCGGCGUCACGUCCAUGGACCCGUUCCUCUUGAAGUUCUUCCCAGAGGUGUACUGGAAGAAGCAGGAGGCGAGCAAGAGCAACCAGUACUGCCGGUACGACAACCAGCUGCUACAGGCCUUCACCUCCUCGCUCUACCUCGCCGCCCUCAUCGCCUCCUUCUUUGCCUCCACCGUCACCCGCGUCCUAGGCCGCAGGUGGUCCAUGUUUGCCGGUGGCUUCGCCUUUCUCGUGGGAGCGGGCCUGAACGGCGCCGCACAGAACAUUGCCAUGCUCAUCGUUGGACGCACAUUGCUCGGAGUCGGCAUCGGAUUCGCCAAUCAGUCUGUGCCGUUGUACAUGUCAGAGAUGGCACCGGCGCGUCUCCGCGGCAUGCUCGGCACCGGUUUCAACCUCAUGAUCACCACCGGCAUCCUGACAGCAGAACUCAUCAACUACGGUACCAACAAGAUCAAAGGUGGCCAUGGUUGGCGCUACCAGGUCCGCGUACUCAUCACCGAUGUCGUCGGUGCCGCGAAUACGGCGUAG